AUGUCUGUUCAAAGCACACCCAGCCAGGACCGCCAUCGGGUGGAGGAUAUGUCUAUCGAGGAACUACGCAAAGAGUAUGUAGCCCUCAAAACAAUCCAAUUUUCUCAACACUGUGAGGAGGAAAUGCUGAAUAAGAGAAUAGAAAUGUUACGUGAGGAGUCGGUUCGGCUCCAACAAAGUACCGAAAUUGAAGAGGAACACGUAGCUAAUCAGUUGCUUAGACGCUUAAAUAGUGCCGAACGCGAUGUUAAAAAAUACGAGCAGCUUAUCCACGAGGAGGAGGAAACGAUCGAAGAGUUGUCCAGACAGAUUUCCGUGAUCCAUGACCAGCAGAGAGAGGUGGAGAGCCAAUUGGGAAAACAUCAAGAGGAACAUAUCAUGCUGCAAGGGAAGUUGUUGAAUCGAGAAUUAAAACGAAGCGAGCUAGGGCGCGAGCUGCUCGAUGAAUGGCAGCGCUACUUGGGCGUCUUGGUCCACCAUCUCGCCGUCGUGCGGAACAGGGAGGAGAAGGAGAAGGAAAGGGAGGGUGGCGGCAUCUGUCUCGCUUCCCCUGCGAUGCCGGCGGUCCCAGACGAGGCGUCCUCCUUUCCAGAGAGCGCGGGGGCGCCAGGCCCAGCCUCAUCUGUUCCAGUUUCAUCUGUUCCAGUUUCAUCUGUCCCAGUUUCAUCUGUCCCAGACUCGUCAGAUCCCAUCCUGUCAAGCCCCCUCCUUACAAGCUGCAACUCCCCCGCCCACCCCGUCGUAGCCCGCCUGGAGCGGCGGCUGCGGCGGCUGCUGGCGGAGCACGCUCAGGUCAGGCGCGGUGCCGACGCGAUGCGGCAGCAGUACACCGCCCUAUCUGAACGUCUCAAGAGGGUCCAGGACACGGCCUUCCUCGAGAUCGCGCAGGCCGCGAAGUACCGCGAGAGCCUGCACGACGCCCAGGCGAAGCUGCUGGGCUUCAACCCGCGGAAGGGGGUGAGUUGA
Phytomonas sp. EM1 is the source of this 966-nucleotide messenger RNA. Lineage: Eukaryota; Euglenozoa; Kinetoplastea; Trypanosomatida; Trypanosomatidae. The record is from the annotation of a GenBank genome assembly.